AUGCUACUAUCUCAUUCUCCCCCAUGGGCUCUCCCUACCCUGACAGCCCUUAUCGGCAGCGGAGGCUUCAUCAUUGGAAUCUACAGCUUUAUAUCCCCAGUGAAGGCAGCACAAGUCUACGGAGUCGAUCUUCCACUCCUGGCCAAAGGAAAUCAAGCUUCCAAGGAGAAGACUGGAUCAGCCGAUCCUGCGCUAUUUCGACCUGACGACAUAUCUCGGCAUGUUGCAUACAUCUACGCCCAUGGUGUGCGGAACUUUGUCACAGGUUUCACAAUCCUAAGCCUUACUGGAUUCUGGCAGUUCUCAGCGCAAUGCAAAAAGUCGGUGAUCGCAAGUUCUACCGCUCAGCGAUCUUUGGGCAUCGUCAUUCUGGCUGGAGCUUUGACGCCUGUAGUGGAUGCUGUGGUCACAUGGCAAGCCGCAGAAGAAAGAACAGCAACUGAUGUGGGAAAGAAAGCAGCUCGUGCGCAUGCCUCGAGGUCAUUGAUCUGGAUCGCUGGCGGGCUCUGGUGCUUGUUCGGUUGA
Molecule: messenger RNA, 525 nt
Organism: Exophiala bonariae
Lineage: Eukaryota; Fungi; Ascomycota; Eurotiomycetes; Chaetothyriales; Herpotrichiellaceae
Exons: 1
Coding region: 1-525 (174 amino acids)
Source: RefSeq, a predicted model, not a curated record